AUGCCCCCGCCAGAGUAUCACUUCUUAGGUGAAAGACAUGAUCCAGAACACCCGGAUAAUACUUCCCCAUGCAAGCGAUGGACUUUCCUUUGUUCCAAUGUCUACUUGGCCAUCAUUCAUACGAUUCUACUCACACUCUCAUUAUCCUUUUUCCUAAGUAUCCGACACAACACGACAGAGUCAACGACGAAUACCCAGUGCGCCCAACCACUCUCACUGGAAGGAUUAUCCGGACCAGACUCUCUAGAUCGCUGCCUCGUCCAGCGCUUCUCAAACGACCCGCAUUCCGUAUUUCGGGGCCCGCCGAGCAAUGAAACCGACGAGGCGUGGGAUCGGAUAGUCAAAGUCGGUCCAUUCAACAUCCCCAUAGCCAACGCCGACCCUGGAAUUCCAUCAAACAGCCCAAUAGAGCCUCACCUAGCCAACCUAGGCGUCUUCCACCAGUUACACUGCCUUAAAGCCCUCUGGCAACACACUUACCUCGACUACUACGCGCCCCGCAACCCUAUCUUCAGCAAAUCCGACCUUGAAAUCCACAACCACCUCGACCACUGCACCGACUACCUCCGCCAAGCCCUAACCUGCCACUCCGACACCAGCAUCAUAACCUUCCAUUCCACCCCCGGCCACUCCCUCCCCACACCAUCGUAUGAACUGCCUCGCACGUGCAGAGACUUCGAGGCUCUCCGGGCGUGGGUCGUGGAACAUGAAGCGGCUCUAUGGGUUAGGUCAGCAUUACUUCCCUCGCCGAGCCAUUCCCUCUCUGUGGAGCGAAGUAUAACUAGUGCUUAUGGCUGA
Molecule: messenger RNA, 798 nt
Organism: Aspergillus heteromorphus CBS 117.55
Lineage: Eukaryota; Fungi; Ascomycota; Eurotiomycetes; Eurotiales; Aspergillaceae
Product: oxidase ustYa family protein
Exons: 6
Coding region: 1-798 (265 amino acids)
Biological process (GO): mycotoxin biosynthetic process
Source: RefSeq, a predicted model, not a curated record